UUCAAAUCCCAUACACACAGAAGAAACUGCAUUAUAUAUGGAAGUUAUGAAAUUACUGUUUUUUUUUAAAUAAUCCAAUGAAUCAUUUUGUUGCAUACAUUGGAUUGGACUAGAAGGCAAUUGUUUAAAUCUAAGAUAAAUGAAUUUAUCCAAAGAAGAUACAUUUUAUCGUUAUCUAUAUACUAUACCUUCCUCCUUUAUCUUUCUUCGUCGCCAUUUUCAUCAUCAACAACAAGAACACAACAAAGCAAAGUAGAAUUUUACAAUGUACUUUUGAGUUCCUAAACCUUUGCCUUAUCUGUUUGAUAACCGUUCUGGGGUCAUGUCUAGAUAGGAUACCGUUUUUUACGUCAAAUGUGUUUUCGKUUUUUUGCAUUUUAGCUCACCCUAAUCCUUUUCCUAACCUUAACCUAAUUCUCCUAACCUGCUACGAAAAGUCAAUUUUGACAAAAGCUGUAUCCCUUCUAGUCAAAACAUUGGUCUGGUUCUCUGGGCUUGCUGUAAUGAAUAGAAAGUGGGAUCCUAUUAAAACAAUCAUCUGUGGGGAGGACCAUGCAUCGGUCCAGAAGUUACGUACGUUAAAAAUAAGCGAUUUUCCCAAACGCUACAUUUUAUAUUCAGCAGUAUAAAGUUGCAAGUGACAUUUAGUUUGUCCCUCCAGAAAUAUGAUGCAUGUUAUCCUAAAAAAGCUUGAAUGGUGCACACCUCACGUGCUCCCAGUGGUGCGGUCCUGCAAACCGAACGCUACAGUUCGAGGGCACUAUUUACAGUUCAAUCUCGCUGUCAAAGGUUGAGGGAGCAUGCAGUUUGUUUUCAGGUUAGCUUUAAACGAGGUACUUCAACGCGAGGUCUCCAACUGUCUGAGGUUAUAUAUAGCUACCAUUCUCCUCCUUGCACGGUUGUGCGAGUCACCGCAUCAUAUGGACAACCGCUGGUUCACGAGGUUUUAUGCUAGAGUGAACAAGCCAAGCCAGAAUCUUUCACCCCGCAGUGUCUACGGAUUCUCCAAGACGUCAAGCAGCAUUUCUACAYGUGAGCUAUCAGCGUUUCGUUGAAUUAAUUCAGCCUUUUACGCUGUGCUGUAGGCUACGUUUGCUUAAUUUGGUUUCGCUGAUUUAUUUAUUCUCGCAUCGAUAWUAAUGGACUGAAAGUUGCGGAUAAACAAUAACAACCUGCCGUGAUUUCUURUUURUAUAAAUGAUAGAGGAUACGAUGACACUGUUGUCUCUUUUGGGUCGGAUCAUGCGUUAUUUUCUGCUCAGACCAGAGACCUUGUUCCUCCUAUGCAUAAGCCUGGCUCUGUGGAGUUACUUCUUCCACACUGACGAGGUGAAGACCAUCGUSAAGUCCAGCCGGGAUGCUGUCAAAAUGGUCAAGGGGAAAGUGGCGGAGAUUAUGCAGAAUGAAAAAUUCGGGGGUCUAGAUGUUCUGGACGCAGAGUUCUCCAAAACCUGGGAGUUCAAGAGUAACAAUGUGGCGGUGUACUCCAUCCAAGGCCGGAGAGAUCACAUGGAAGACCGCUUCGAGGUCCUCACUGACAUCGUGAACAGGAGUCACCCGUCUAUAUUUGGGAUUUUCGAUGGCCAUGGGGGAGAGGCGGCGGCUGACUUUGCCAAGGCCCAUCUGUCGGAGGCGUUGCGUCAGCAGCUCCUGAGCUACGACCGGGAGAAGGAGAAGGAGAAGAAUGAGAGCAGUGGUGGUCUGUCCUAUUCCUCCAUUCUGGAGCAGCAGAUCCUGGCUCUGGACAGGGACAUGCUGGACAAGCUGUCAGCCGUCUACAACGAAGCAGGUACCACAUGUCUGGUGGCCCUGCUGUCUGAUAAAGAGUUGACGGUGGCGAACGUUGGCGACUCGCGCGGAGUGCUCUGUGACAAAGAUGGCAAUGCCAUCGCCCUGUCACAUGAUCACAAGCCCUACCAGCUCAAAGAACGCAAGAGGAUCAAGAAGGCUGGUGGCUUCAUCAGUUUCAACGGUUCGUGGCGUGUUCAGGGCAUCCUGGCAAUGUCUCGUUCGCUGGGCGACUACCCUCUGAAGAACCUGAAUGUAGUCAUCCCCAACCCCGACAUCAUGACCUUUGACCUAGAUAAGCUGCAGCCAGAGUUUAUGAUCCUGGCGUCGGACGGGCUGUGGGACGCGUUCAGCAACGAGGAGGCCGUACGCUUCAUCAAAGAGCGCCUCGACGAACCCCACUUUGGCGCCAAGAGCAUCGUCCUGCAGUCUUUCUACCGCGGGUGCCCGGACAACAUAACCGUCAUGGUGGUCAAGUUCAAAGGUGCCGGUGGCAAGGCCGCAGAGCAGUAGACCUACUGAUACAUCCAAAGGAGAGAUCUAUAUUAUAUAUGAAUAUAUGUAUGUGUAUGCAUAGGUUUAAAAGAAAAGAGGAAACAAGCCGGCAGGUUUUGGAGCGAGAACUGUUUGUAUUGAAGAUAUUUACAGAAAUGAGCCAUUYGCCACCACGAUGCCAAUACUAAAAUGUACACAUACAAAUUCACUCACACUCUCGAACAGUCACUUGUUUAGUUAUUUUCUUCAAUCCACAUAACGUAUCAUUAAUGUUUUUUAGUGGGUUUUUUAGCAGUCAUCCUCCAGGCCCUACACUGUGUCACUGUUACUGUUUUGCAGAAGAGGUACACCAAGAUAUCAACAUAAUUUGAAGUCGAGACCAAGUUGCAGUGAUUUGUACAUCUCUGAGAAAACCUUUAUCAGCAGAUGUCAUCUGAUUUGGUGCUUACAUGCAUCAGAGCACCUGUAACUGAACACCUGUUUGGUUAGCCGGAGGGGCAAAAUAGUUUCUGUUUAAAGACAGCUCAGACUAGACAAACRUAACUGUGUUCUCUUCUGUUUUGUCUGGCAUGGCCUAUUUGCUUGGGGGGGGCAGCAAUCAAACAGACAGUGACUGAUUGGAUUAAGAUGGCAUUAGGAGAUGCAUGCUCUGCAGUCCUAAACAACGGACUGUUGUUGCCUGCAUGAGUGUAUCAUGUCAAAUCACAUUCAGUUUGAUUCUUCACUGUCACCCCUUGAUUUCUAACGUUGAUCUGUCGUUCUAAACAUUGGCCAUCUUGUCUGUCGGCUCCAUAGACAUUUAAACCUGUCGGCUCCCUAGCUCCAUGUUGAUUUUUGACCUGCAGUUGAGUACCCCCAAAUGACUACACUGAGAAUUGCAACUGUAUUUUGAAGUUCUGUAGUUUAUUGGUACUAAAUAUAAUAGAUUUCUUUCCUCAUUCAUGCAGACUACUAAUGAUGUCAUCUAUGCCUGUCUGUCGACAACGAUCUGUGGUCGUCCCUCGGCCCAGAAUACAUUUCUUUAACUCUAAUCCCAUGUUAACCCUGAUCUAGGAAUGAGUGGCACUUUGACACUAGUUGCACAAAUGUUUGCACCAUGCUGUUAUUAUUGUUAUGCCAGUCUUUUUGAAUUAAUUAUCCAAAUAAAUUUUCACAUGCGUGGUGGCAUUGUACUGUUUGAAUA
Salvelinus sp. IW2-2015 is the source of this 3466-nucleotide messenger RNA. RefSeq names its product protein phosphatase 1L-like. Gene Ontology annotation, biological process: negative regulation of canonical NF-kappaB signal transduction; positive regulation of canonical Wnt signaling pathway; positive regulation of canonical NF-kappaB signal transduction. The record is from RefSeq and is a predicted model, not a curated record. Gene Ontology annotation, cellular component: cytosol; nucleus. NCBI's taxonomy places the organism in Eukaryota, Metazoa, Chordata, Actinopteri, Salmoniformes, Salmonidae. Gene Ontology annotation, molecular function: cation binding; protein serine/threonine phosphatase activity.